AUGGAGAAUCAGGACCGCAAAGUUGUCAUUUUUUACGGAUCUCAAACAGGAAAUGCAGAAGAAUAUGCCAAGCGAUUAGGCAAAGAGUGCAAGAAACGUUACGGUAUCGAUUCACUUGUGGUUGACCUGGAGCAAUGCGACAUGAAGUGCUUGGAUAAGCUCCCAGAAGACAGCCUGGCUAUAUUUGUAGUAGCUACAUACGGUGAAGGAGAACCCACAGACAGCACCCUCCCCUUCUGGGAUCUCCUGCAUUCAAGCUACCCCACGUUUACUGGUCUUCCGGAUGACAAACCACUAAAGAACCUCCACUAUAUGAUGUUUGGACUUGGCAACAGCACCUAUAACUUCUUUAAUGAGGCUUCCCGAGCUUUGGAUAAAAAGUUGACAGGUCUUGGUGCCACUCGUAUCGGAGAGCGUGGUGAAGGCGAUGACGAUAAUGCUUUAGAGGAUCACUAUGUCGAGUGGGAGACACACGCUUGCCCUUUGAUCAAGGAGGCUGUCGGUGCCUCUGAAUCAUCAGACAAUUCUAUUAUGAGCGAAUACAUUGUGGAAGAAGAAGAAAUCGAACCUGAAUAUAUAUACCACGGGCAACUCGGAAACCGGGAUCAAACUACCUUUGACAUUAAAAACCCAUUUCUUGCCCCAUUUACUUCCAAGGAUCUGAUUCACGACUCUAACCGGCACUGUCUCCACCUGGAAAUUGACAUCUCUGGAUCCAACUUUGUUUAUGAAACUGGUGAUCAUCUUGGAAUCUGGCCAACAAACAGUGAAGACGCAGUCGAGAAAACCUCCAGACUCUUUGGAUUAAAGAACAAGCUAAACAAAGCCAUAUCGAUCAAAGCCAGAGAUAUUCAUGCAGCCAAACAGUCUCCUUUCCCUUCGCCUACAACUUACAUUGCAAUGCUUAGACAUUAUGUUGAUAUUAACCAGUGUCCUUCUCGUCAGGUCCUGGCUGGACUUGCUCCUUACGCCCCUACUCCUCAGGCCAAACUUAUGCUCAACAAGCUAGUGAGCAACAAAGAAGAGUAUGCCCGAGUUGUAUUGGAUUCCGCCCGUAGUCUCGCAGAUGUACUCGAAUACACUCUAGCAGAAUCUGAAACGCUGACUUUCGGUGCUGUUCCUCCCGAAGUUUUAGUCGAAUGUUUCAAUCGUCUUCAGCCACGCUACUAUUCUAUAUCUUCCUCGUCCACAGAAAGCCCCGACAAUAUUAGCGCAACUAUUGUUACCCUGGAGUAUAAGCCUAAAGGAACACCAGAUCGAUCAGUGUAUGGCGUCAACACUAACUAUCUUUGGGCUGCCCAUUGUUUACUAAACAAUGAAGUUGCUGCAACACAUCUUCCUAAAUAUUAUGCAAGUGGUCCCUUGGGUCUCUACCGUGAUCCCGAAACCAAAGCUGUCAAGAUUCCUAUCCAUGUUCGUCGCUCUGGGUUCAAGCUUCCGGAUGAUGCUGCAAAACCUGUGAUCAUGAUUGGCCCUGGUACUGGUGUUGCUCCUUUCCGUGGAUUUGUGCGUGAGCGUGUCCAACAAAAGGAACAAGGAUGCGACGUUGGUACCACACUUUUGUUCUUUGGUUGUCGUCGGUCUGACGAAGAUUUCUUGUACAGUGACGAGUGGGAUGGCCUGUUCAAGACUCUUGGGGGUGAUUCACGCUUGAUUACUGCAUUCUCCAGAGAGACUAGCAAAAAGAUCUAUGUUCAAAAUCGGUUGGAAGAAAAUGCCGAGCUUAUUUGGGACCUUUUGGUCAAUCAAGAGGCUUAUUUGUACGUUUGCGGCGAUGGCAAGCAUAUGGCCAAAGAUGUUCAUCAGGCUAUUCUUGAACUUGCCAAACGUUUUGGUAACCAUGAUGAAGAAGGAGCCGCUCAAUUUGUAGAGCAUUUGAGAAAAGAAGCCAGAUACCAAGAAGAUGUUUGGGUUUAA
Messenger RNA from Phycomyces blakesleeanus NRRL 1555(-), 1917 nucleotides. RefSeq lists its product as hypothetical. Gene Ontology annotation, cellular component: cytosol. The transcript is spliced from 2 exons. Gene Ontology annotation, molecular function: flavin adenine dinucleotide binding; NADPH-hemoprotein reductase activity; FMN binding. The coding region runs from base 1 to 1917 and encodes 638 amino acids. The record is from RefSeq and is a predicted model, not a curated record. NCBI's taxonomy places the organism in Eukaryota, Fungi, Mucoromycota, Mucoromycetes, Mucorales, Phycomycetaceae.